Molecule: messenger RNA, 1365 nt
Organism: Salvelinus sp. IW2-2015
Lineage: Eukaryota; Metazoa; Chordata; Actinopteri; Salmoniformes; Salmonidae
Product: C-X-C chemokine receptor type 2
Biological process (GO): calcium-mediated signaling; G protein-coupled receptor signaling pathway; positive regulation of cytosolic calcium ion concentration
Cellular component (GO): external side of plasma membrane; membrane
Molecular function (GO): C-C chemokine receptor activity; C-X-C chemokine receptor activity; C-C chemokine binding
Source: RefSeq, a predicted model, not a curated record
UCUCCAACAGAACUAGAACAAUACGUCCUGGACUAUGAAUUCGAUUCAGCCAACGACUCCUAUUACUUCAACAUCACCUCCUAUGACCUGAACUUUAACACCUUCUCCUGUGCAGCUCAGCCCCUGUGUCCCAGUGCCGUCAUAUUCCUGUGUGUCCUUCACAUGGCCAUCUUCCUAUUGGCUGUUCCUGGUAACCUACUUGUGGGGCUCGUGAUUGGCUUCAGUCAGCAGUCCCUGACCCCAUCCGACGUCUUCCUGUUUCACCUGACUGUAGCCGACGGGCUGCUGGCUCUGACCCUGCCCUUCUGGGCUGCUGCCACGCUCCACGGCUGGAUCUUUGGUGACUUCCUGUGUAAGUUCCUCAGCCUGGUUAUGGAGGUUAGCUUCUACACCAGCAUCCUGUUCCUGGUGUGUAUCAGUGUCGACCGCUACCUGGUGAUCGUUCGCCCCGCCAAGUCCCGUAAGGGCCGCCGAAGGGCCUGCAGAUGGUACGCCUGCACCUUCAUCUGGGCUCUGGGGGGCGCCCUCUCUCUCCCUGCCCUCUUCAACYACGCCUUCACGCCCCGUGGCGGUGGUCCGACGAGGUGUGCUGAGCGCUUCGACCCCGGCAGCGCCACCCACUGGCGGCUCGCUACUCGCGGCCUACGCCACAUCCUAGGGUUCCUGCUCCCACUAGUCACCAUGGUGGCGUGCUAUAGCAUCACCGUGGCCCGGUUGCUGCAGACGCGCGGCUUCCAGAAGCACAGGGCCAUGCGGGUCAUCAUUGCCGUGGUGAUCGCCUUCCUCCUGUGCUGGACGCCGUUACACAUGACGGUGAUGGCCGACACCCUGAUGAGGGCCCAUCUGGUGCACUUCGACUGUGCUGGGAGGAACAGGGUGGACUUGGCCCUCCGGGUCACCCACAGCCUGGCCCUGGUCCACAGCUUUGUUAACCCAGUGCUGUAUGCCUUCGUGGGGGAGAAGUUCAGGGGGAACCUGGGUGCACUGGUCAGGAAGUCACGGGGACCAGAGAGGGGGUCGUCAUCUCGAUUCAGCAGGUCCACAUCCCAGACCUCAGAAGGGAAUGGACUGUUAUGAUUGAUCUGGCAGGUUGUCCCCACAUUACUUUCAAUCAGGGUUGUGGUCAAUCCCAUUUCAAUUCCACUCAAUUCAGGAAGUACUCUAAAACUCCAAUUCCAACGUUUUUCAAUGAGAACAUUUUUAAAAUCGAAAUUGGAGUUUGGUUCACUUUCUGAACUGACUGGAAUUGAAAUGGAWUUAACUCCAACCCUGCUUUUGUCACACCCUGGUCUUAGUACUCUUUGUUUUCUUUAUUAUUUUAGUUAGGUCAGGGUGUGACAUGGGGAAUGUAUGUGUUUUUGUAGU